Messenger RNA from Manduca sexta (tobacco hornworm), 2170 nucleotides. It is a transcript of the gene MFS3, whose product is annotated as sialin. Lineage: Eukaryota; Metazoa; Arthropoda; Insecta; Lepidoptera; Sphingidae. Bases 224 to 1750 code for a protein of 508 amino acids. The record is from RefSeq and is a predicted model, not a curated record. Gene Ontology annotation, biological process: monoatomic anion transport; transmembrane transport. Gene Ontology annotation, molecular function: transmembrane transporter activity. The transcript is spliced from 11 exons.
AGCACGUUGCACCAACAACAAAUAUAUAAAGUAAAUACUGACGACUGGAUCAGUCAUUUCAACACGAUAUGAGGGUGUUACGUGGACUUGUGCGCUCAGUAGCGUUUAUUUAACCGUCUAAGGCACAUGCGUUGUGUUACCGCGUUAAUUGCGUGAUAAAUAAUUUGACUGUCUAGUGAAAAAUAAUAUUUUUAUAGAAAAAUUGUUAUUAAGCAUCAGGAAAAUGGAUGUCCCUGCGAAAGGAAACGUUUUGGGACGUUUCGUCCCAGCUCGCUACAUCCUAGCGGUACUAGGGUCUAUAGGCAUGGCUAUUGUCUAUGGUCUGAAGGUGAACCUCUCCGUUGCUAUGGUGGGGAUGCUCAACCACACUGGGAUAAAGCUCAUGGAGUCUCAUGGGUCACCAUUGGAAACCGUGGUAGAUAAUGUAACGGCUGUGGUAUCUGGAGAUGUGGAAUGUGAGCCAACAGGAGGAUCUAAUAGCAGUGCUGCGGAGCUGGAUGGUCCGUUUAUUUGGUCAUCGGAGGUGCAUAACAUCGUGCUAAGCUGUUACUUCUGGGGAUAUUUCGUUUCUCAAAUACCUGGUGCUCGAGUCGCGGAACUCUUUUCAGCAAAAUGGGUUAUGUUUUUCAGCGUGACCAUCAACGUUGUUUGCACUCUGCUUACCCCCGUGACAGCAGAGGCGCAUUACGUAGCCGUCAUGAUCAUGAGAAUCGGAGAAGGUAUUGGUGGGGGCGUUACAUUUCCGGCAAUGCACGUGUUGUUGUCAAAAUGGGCGCCACCGGCCGAACGAAGUGUCAUGGCGGCGCUCGUUUACGCGGGAACUUCUUUGGGCACUGUGAUAUCUAUGCUAAUGGCGGGUGUGCUCACUGCCAACGUCGGAUGGGAAAGCGUGUUUUACGUGAUGGGUGGUCUAUCAGCCAUCUGGUGCGUACUCUGGGUGAUCCUGGUCCAAGACUCGCCACAAGAGCAGCCGCUCAUCAGUGCUGAGGAGAGGAACAUGAUCGUCACUUCCCUGGGAGGCAAGACUGAUGACCUAUCGCACAAGAAACUGCCAGUCCCGUGGCGCGAAGUGGCGAAGUCGCCCGCGUUCCUCGCGAUCCUGGUGUCUCACGCGUGUUCCAACUGGGGCUGGUACAUGCUCCUCAUAGAGACACCCUUCUACAUGAAGCAGGUGCUCAAGUUCAACAUCACUGAGAACGCAGUAUCAACCGCGCUUCCCUUCCUAUCGCUGUGGUUCUUCAGUAUUGCCCUGAGUCGGACCUUGGACUGGCUGCGAGGCAAGGACAUUAUCACAACAACUACAGCCAGGAAAAUUGGCACACUUUUCGCAUCCGCGGUGCCGGCGGCGUGCCUGCUGGCGCUGUGCUACAUCGGGUGCAACCGCGGCGCGGCGGUGGUGCUGAUGGCGGUCGGCAUCACCUGCAUCGGCGGCAUGUUCUGCGGGUUCCUCUCCAACCACAUCGAUAUCGCACCUAACUUCGCAGGUACUCUGAUGGCUAUCACCAACACAGUGGCUACAAUUCCAGGCAUUGUCGUGCCUAUUUUCGUUGGAAUAUUGACUCAUGGCAAUCAAACCAUCUCAGCAUGGCGGGUGAUAUUCUUCGUGACGAUAGGGUUGUACAUCAUUGAGAUCGUGGUGUACACGUUAUUCGGUUCCGGCGAGGAGCAGCCCUGGAACCGAGUACCCGAAAGGAAAGAAGAUAUCGAAACCAAACCUCUUAACAAUGAUGUGGAAAAGACCCACGUUUAAUAUUUUUAUCGGUUUUAGAUAAAGUUUUGUUGGUAAGACUGCAAAAAUAUUUAUUGCUAAAAUGAUAUCUUUUUUUAGAUUAUUAUGGUCGAAAUUAUUUUUGGUUAAAUGGUUUUGUAGGUGUGAAACUAGAUGCUAAAGUUUGUCCUGCACACAAUAACCCACCAUGUUAGUACGCAUUAGUAAUUAAUGAACUGCCUAAAAUGUCUUUGUUACAUGUCUCACAUACUUCUUAUUUAUAUUAUAAUAAUGAUAUUUCAAUAAUUCUAAUUUGGCAUAAUCAUACCUAUAUCUUUAUGUAAUGUAAUUAUUGAAAGACGACCAACCGAUCAUGUUGUGUUUGCCUGUUUAAUAUUACUACUUUUUUUUAUUUUCUCUUGACUGAAAAUUAUGAUUGUAAAUGUAGGCGAAUGCUCGCUG